UUGUUAAGAUGACACAUAUACUAGAAGAAGACCAGAUGACUGAGAAUUUGAAGGUCGGAGGACGUCGUGAGUACGCACGGGGAAGGGCAACCUAAACAGUCUGACGGUCGUAAGAUGUAGCGUUAUACUCUCCGGUCAACGGAAGGUUUGAUAACCGAACAGACGACGUUGAACUGACUCCUGACUAUCAGUGACAUGCCCAGAUUUAAGGGACAACAACAGCACCACGAAACUUGCCGACAUCUGGCGGUGGAAGAUGUCAUGGUAGCAGACGAAUUAGGACUAGGAAUGAGUUCAGCAGACCUUUACAACAGGAAUGUCGAAGGAGAUUUCUUGGACCUUGAAGCUGCCAUUUUCUGUGACAUUGAAGAGGAGAAGACAUGUAAGCAGAGAGUACAGCAGCUUCUAGACGGUCCAGCCACCCAGAUUACUAUUGUGCUGACAUCAUGGCUGCUUUCACAUGUGCUGCUUUUGGAGCUGUUGGUAGAUCUAAGUGCCAUACAUUUUCACCAUGACAAAAUGGUUGCCAGGAUUAUCCACUGGGUGGGACUAGGUGUGCUGUCUGUAUUUACUGUAGAGGUGCUGACAAGGCUGGUAUGUCAUCAGAUGCAGUUUUUUGACAAGAAAAUUGAGGUGCUGGACUUGGCGGUUGUCAUCAUAGCCUGUGUCCCCAUGAUUGUCGUGUCUGUUGAGCUGGCGCCGUCUACUGCGUGGGACGGUUUCAGCCUCGUCAUCAUCCUGAGGAUAUGGCGAUGCUACCGAGUGGUACAAGGCUGUGUGUCUCCAGUGCGGGAGGAGGCCAGCAGGAAGGUCCAUGUGCUGCUGCAGGCCCAGAGGAGAGCUCACCAGGAGCUGCAAACUCUGUACCUGAUGCAUGAUGAGAACCAGGAGGAGAUCCACAGGUUGCGGUUGUUGUUAGGAAGACGAGAGGCUGAGGAGGACAAUGUGAGUCAGCAGCUGCAGGUGGCCCUGGAGAGGAAAGACUCUCAGUAUGUGGCACAGCUCAUCCACACCAUCGAGCAGAGACAGGGCAGGAACAAGGGCAGACAGAGAGAUGGUGGCAGAGACUCUCCCUACUCUACCAUCGUGGUGCACGCCCACCAACUGUCUGACUCUAACGACGUACCGUCCGGAACCAUCGCCAGUCGUCUGUCCGAGAGCACCACCGGAGACAGCGGGAUCUGCGAGGAAACCAGGCCACAGCAGCAAACCAACGAUGAGUCAAGGAAUCACGCAAACUCCAGCGGUGUCACGCAACUUCCAAAAUGUGGCCAGCAGGCACUUACCGUGGUAGAACCCAGAGGGAGUCAUCAACAGCACAGCAACAGAAGUCCAUGUAGUAACAGUAAACGCAAUCCCGCCGUGAGCAGCUGCGACAUGGAUCGUAUAGACGUCAUCGGGAGUGAGAUCAUUUUGCAGCACAGGAACGACAGCACGGGCAAGAAGUUCCUCGACGGAAAGCUUCCUUCUAACAAAGACAGCAGACUUCUGUUCAGAGACAAUAAAUCUAUGCCUAGCAACGGAAAAGUGUCUCACAGCAAGAACAAAGUCAGUGAAAUAAAGGUUAACAAAUCAUUGGACGAUGAUCAUAAAAAAGCUGUAUCAAUGGAUAACAAAACGGUUUCUAAAAACAACACAGCUACUGCACAGACCAAUGGCAAAGUCAGAAAGGGAAAGAAGAAAGCUGGCAGUGGGGAUAGUUAUGUUAAUGGUGCCCUCUUGCUGGAGAUGACAGAACUGCAGCAGAAAGGUGACACUGGGUACUGCAAUGAAAUAGUCAUAGAACAGUUCUAUCAGAAUGGAAAUGCUCCAGCAACUGCACUCUAGCUAUGGUGAAAAUAAAGCAUAUCACUGAACCCUGGAAGCAGAUGUGAGGGAACUGAUGACUUGGAAAUGCUGCUUAUGAGUGUUUCAAGGCCUGGUUUUCUGUAGGUUUGCAAUGCAAAUUGAGGACAUCCUUCUUGACAGUCAGUUUUAUCAUACGAAGCCUUGUU
Messenger RNA from Branchiostoma belcheri (Belcher's lancelet), 1994 nucleotides. RefSeq lists its product as uncharacterized. Gene Ontology annotation, cellular component: plasma membrane. The record is from RefSeq and is a predicted model, not a curated record. The transcript is spliced from 11 exons. The coding region runs from base 196 to 1827 and encodes 543 amino acids. Gene Ontology annotation, biological process: proton transmembrane transport. NCBI's taxonomy places the organism in Eukaryota, Metazoa, Chordata, Leptocardii, Amphioxiformes, Branchiostomatidae. Gene Ontology annotation, molecular function: voltage-gated proton channel activity.